GAGCAAUGUAAAUGUGUUGAUCGACAUGAAGCUUGAGAAGCACAAGAACUUAAGGGAAGAAGCGGCAUUUUAUUGGAGGGAGAUUUCUGAUGGGACCCUCAAGUUUGACAGGAUAGAAUCUGAGAUUGCUGCACUGAGGCAGCUUACACAACAAGAGCUGAUAGAUUUUUUCAAUGAGCAUAUAAAAGUUGGGGCACCUCAUAAGCGGACAUUAAGUGUACGAGUGUAUGGGAACUCACAUUCAUCUGAGUAUAAAAUAGACAAAAGUUCACCAGCGCAAGCUUCCUCCGUCAAAAUCGACGAUAUAUUCAGCUUCAGAAGGUCACAACCUCUUUAUGGUUCAUUCAAGGGAAAUCAUGUGAAGUUGUAG
Molecule: messenger RNA, 370 nt
Organism: Prunus mume (Japanese apricot)
Lineage: Eukaryota; Viridiplantae; Streptophyta; Magnoliopsida; Rosales; Rosaceae
Source: RefSeq, a predicted model, not a curated record